Nasonia vitripennis (jewel wasp) is the source of this 2383-nucleotide messenger RNA. RefSeq names its product FAST kinase domains 5-like. Bases 182 to 2161 code for a protein of 659 amino acids. Lineage: Eukaryota; Metazoa; Arthropoda; Insecta; Hymenoptera; Pteromalidae. The record is from RefSeq and is marked provisional. The transcript has 7 exons.
AUAUAUAUAUAUAGGCAACACGCCAUGUGCCAUACGCUUUUGUUAGAAUUCCGAAAUUGUUCCAAAUUAGAGUAAGAUAAGUAUUCUUUGCAGAUUAUUUUUGUUUUAGAAUGAAUUGAAAAUAAGUAAGUACUUGCAGUAAAUGAAAAGCGUGUAAUUUGCUUUUUAUAUUCGUGAAAAGAUGUUCGCUGAAAGACUGUCAAGAUUGAUAAACUGCAAGGAAUGGAAUGUACUUCGAAAGUUGGAUUCAGCAGUCAGAUGCAAUUCGCAUUACAGUAGGCAAGACAAUGCGUUUUGUAAAUUCUUGUACAAAAAACAAAUUCUGCUUAACAAUAAUUGUUUAAAACAAUGGCAUACCACUACUGCCAACAUCACUUACCUACCUCAGGAAAAUAUUUAUGCUCGCAGCAUUCUAGACAGUUCAGAGGCUUACUCUCAUUGUUUUGCUACACCUCUUCCAUCUAAAAAAGAGCUUACAGAUCUGAAGCUUGAUAAAGUAAACAGUUUGAUGGAAAAAUCAUGGAUCAGCAUGAAAAAUGAAGAAAUUUUGAAAAACUUUGAACUUCUUACUUAUUACGCCAGUCAAAAUUCGGAAUCCUUAAAAUUGCCUAAAUACUCUGGAAUUGUAGAAGUAAUAACAAAUAGGCUUUCGAGUUUCAGUGAUCAAGAACUGCAGCAUCUGUUGAAAUGCUUAGGGUUGUGGGACAAAAGACCAAGCGAUCCUGCUUUGAGAAAUUUUUGGCAAGCAUUGGAUGCUGAAUGUGUAAGGCGACUGGCUAAUUGGUCAAUAGAUGAGAUUUUUUUGAUGAAUGAUCUUUGGUUUAAAUCAAGGUGUCCUAGAUUUUCAAAUUUUAUUACUAAGAGUUUGACACAAGUCAAUACUUAUAAAAUGACACCGACAAAUCUCGUGCAAUAUGCCUAUCUUUUGAAAAUUAAUAACAAAGUAUUGCUAGAUUUAUCAAGUUUUGAGCACAAUGUAGAAAAGUGUAUUCAUCAGUUAUCAAUAGAAGAAUUAGGUGUAAUUUCUAUGGCAUUUUUUAAAUAUGAAGCUAUAAUUAAAAGUAAAUAUUUAUUAAUAACAUUGAUGCAAAAGCUUCAACAGAACCUUCAUACUGUUAGUGAUAUUUCUUUAUCAGCAAUUUUGAAGAUAUUGAGGAACAGCAUUGAUUUACAAAUAGUUGAACAGUUUGAUAUUUUACAACAGGCAUUAGUAUCACGAAUACCACAAUGUACAUUAUUAAGUUUAACACACAUAGCUCAUAUGCAAGCUAGAACCUUGAUAUAUAAUGAUGAAUUGACAUCUCUUAUACUUAAAAGAUAUAAGCAGGAAAUAAAAGAAGCAAGACUAAAAGACAUUGAAAGGAUUCUCUUUACACUGUAUAUAUUUAAUUAUAAUCCUAAAACAACUAAUUUUUAUGUUGCUGCUCAAAAUGAACUCUCAAGACCUGAAAGGGCAGAUGAAAUAAACCAAUUUCCCAAGUCGUUAAUUUACAGUGUUCUAUACAUGCUUCAAGUUAAUUAUUAUCCAGAAAAUCUCUUGAAAUUUGUAAUGGAACCAAGAUUUUUAAACAAAUUGUGUGAUAACAAUAUUCACAAAUUGGAUCGUGAAUAUUUAGUUUUAGACUAUUGCAUAGAAUUAGAGCAUCCUGAAUACGUUGGUCCAAGACUAAGAAAAGACAUAAAUCAUUUUCUUCUUAAGCGUUUUGGGUCGCUUAGAAAAACGCCAAUGUCGGAAAACCAAAGAGUCAACCAAUAUAGCAAAAUCAUGACUGAUGUGGUUCAUAUAUGCAGGAAUCUCUUAGGCUCGGAAUCGGCUGUUCAUGUAGAUACUUUACUUCCACAUUUCAGCAGAACUGAUGUCAUCCUUUGUUACGACCCAUUGACAAAAACAUUUGUAUCAGCGCGUGAUGAACUGUCGAAAAUUCCAGUUGGAUCAAUUAAGUGUGCACCAAAAGAUGGCAAAAAAUGGUAUGUCUUUGUGAUUGGAGUACACAACACCAUGACUAGAAAUACUCUAGAGCCCACCGGAAUUCUUAUGGUACAAUUGAGACAUUUAAAGAAAAUUGGUUACAUACCUAUACUGAUACCCUACCUUCAGUGGCAAAGUCUUGGAAGUGAGAGGUUGAAAAGCCAGUUUAUCAAACAAAUUCUGUCUCAAUGAUUCUCUUUUUUGGGAUAAUGUAAUAUAUUAAAAAUUGCAUCACUUUAAAAGCGAGAAAUAUAUUAUAUCGUUAUAAUUCAGUGACGAAUUGUAGAACAUGUAUAGAAUUUGAAAUUGUUGAAAAAAAAAUUUGAACAUUUGUACUGUACAUAUUUAAUGUUUACAUAUAUUUUAACUUUUAUACAUUUGAAUAAAUGUAUAUCAUAUUUUUGAUUGAAUUCA